Ipomoea nil (Japanese morning glory) is the source of this 1326-nucleotide messenger RNA. RefSeq lists its product as uncharacterized. The transcript has a single exon. The record is from RefSeq and is a predicted model, not a curated record. Lineage: Eukaryota; Viridiplantae; Streptophyta; Magnoliopsida; Solanales; Convolvulaceae. The coding region runs from base 1 to 1326 and encodes 441 amino acids.
AUGACCACCAUUCGCACCUUCCUAGUUGUGGCAUCCUCUCAAGCAUGGCUUUUUCAUCAACUAGACAUCAAUAACGCUUUCCUCCAUGGUGACUUAGUUGAGGAAGUUUACAUGGUGCUUCCACCUGGCUUUCAAGGGGAGAAACAAGGGCAGGUUUGCAAGUUACUAAGAUCACUCUAUGGCCUUAAACAAGCCAGCCGACAGUGGAAUGCUAAGUUGAGUGCCGACUUGAUUAGCAAUGGUUUCCAACAGUCCAAGUUUGAUCCUUCUUUGUUCACUAGAGGACAUGCUGCAUCAUUCAUAGCAGUCCUUGUCUAUGUAGAUGGCAUCCUCGUCACAAGUCCUAGCUCACAUCUCAUUCAAGAACUUAAGACAUUUCUUGACAAUACUUUUAAAAUCAAUGACUUGGGAAGUUUGGGGUACUUUCUGGGUAUUGAAGCACAUAUGACAAUAGAUAGUUUGAACCUCUGCCAAAGGAAAUACGCUUUAGACAUAAUUGAAGAGGCUGGUUUUCUUCACAGCAAACCGGUUGAUACUCCCAUGGUCCCUGGAACACGUCUAACCAAAGAAGGAGGUUCUCUUCUCAAAGAUCCUUCUGGUUAUAGACGUUUGAUUGGUAGGUUGUUGUAUCUCACAGCAACAAGGCCAGAUAUUUCAUACGCAACUCAGCAGUUAAGUCAAUAUGUCGACUCUCCAACUUCGGACCACUUGACUGCCGCUCACCGAGUCCUUCGUUAUAUCAAGAAAGCCCCUGGCCAGGGCUUGCUAUAUCCAAGAAAUAAUAAAAUGGAGUUGAAUGUUUUUUUAGAUUCUGAUUGGGCCUCAUGUCCAGAAACUCGCAAAUCCAUUAUGGGUUUCUGUAUCUUUAUAGGCUCUGCCCUUGUUUCGUGGAGAUCAAAGAAACAAGCCACUGUCUCUCGUUCUUCAUCCGAAGCAGAGUAUCGUCCCUUGGCUGCCACUGUCUGCGAGGUGCAGUGGGUCCACUCCUUACUCCAUGAUUUGCAAAUCAAACCAAACAAGCCUGCCGCCGUAUUCUGUGAUAGCAAAUCAGCUAUUGCUAUCGCUGAGAAUCACGUAUUUCAUGAAUGUACAAAGCAUAGAGAUAUAGAUUGUCACAUUGUUCGUGAAAGACUCAGCCAAGGUUUCAUCAAGUUAUUGUCUGUUUCCUCUUCUACGCAGAUUGCAGAUGGUCUGACCAAGGCGUUACCCUCUCCAGCAUUUCAUAUCUUCAAGUCUAAACUGGCCAUUGAGGACCUCCAUGCUCCAGUUUAUGGGGGGGGGGGGGGGGUAUUAGACUCCAAAAAUCAUGCAGCAAUUCAUUCCUAA